Messenger RNA from Nicotiana attenuata, 2448 nucleotides. RefSeq lists its product as uncharacterized. The coding region runs from base 1 to 2448 and encodes 815 amino acids. Lineage: Eukaryota; Viridiplantae; Streptophyta; Magnoliopsida; Solanales; Solanaceae. The transcript has 3 exons. The record is from RefSeq and is a predicted model, not a curated record.
AUGGAGCUUGCAUAUUGUAGAUGGAUGUAUAAUCGGACUUAUCCUAAUCAUAGUGGAUUGAGGGAGGAAUUUAUAGAAGGGGUUGCUGAAUUUGUGGCUAAAGCGAAAACACUUCAUGAAUUUCUUAGUGAAGGGAUGAUUAGGUGCCCUUGUGUCAAAUACAAGGGUGCAAAGUUAUUACAGCCAGAUAUUGUUAAAGUUCAUCUUUAUAAAAAAAGAUUUAUGGAAAAUUAUUACGUGUGGACUAUUCAUGGAGAGGAUGUUGCUAGUGUUGAUAACGUCGAUUUUCAAAAUUUUUUUGGUAGUGAGGGUAGCCCAUUAGCAGAGAAUAAUACUGAAAAUUCUCGAUUCAGUGAAAUGGUUAGGGAUGCUUUUGUGAUGCACCCAGAGGCUCAGUCUGAACCAAAUGAGGAUGCUAAGCGCUUCUAUGAACAAUUACAGGAAGCAAGUCGUCCAUUGUAUGAAGGCUCAAUGCAUUCUAAGUUGUCUGUCGCAGUUAGAUUAUUAAGUAUUAAAUCGGAUUCAAGUAUUUCUCAAGCGGGCAUGGACUCUAUCAUUGGCCUUAUGAAUGAACAUAAUCCGAAUAAAAUUGACCCACCCAAAGAUUUCUACACAGCAAAGAAAUUGGUUUCUAAGUUAGGACUUUCAUCAGAAAGGAUUGACUGUUGUGAGAAAGGUUGCAUGUUAUUCUAUAAGGAUGAUGCAGCCUUAGAAAAUUGCAAAUUUUGUGACCAACCUCGUUACAAAAAAGUCAUAAAUUCAAAAAGCAAGAAGGUUCCAGUUAAGGCGAUGCAUUACUUACCCCUUAUACCUAGGUUAAAGAGGUUAUAUGCAUCAAUGGGCUCUGCUCCUCAUAUGAAAUGGCACUAUGAAAAUAGAAGGCCACCUGGUAUUCUGUGUCAUCCGUCAGAUGGAGAAGCAUGGAAGCAUUUUGAUAGGGUGUUUCCGGAUUUUGCUAGUGAACCAAGAAAUAUUAGGUUGGGUUUAUGUGCAGACGGAUUCACUCCCUUUUCCGUCUCUGCUGCACCAUAUUCAUGUUGGCCAGUGUUUGUUACGCCGUAUAAUCUUUCUCCUGAGCUGUGUAUGACAAGUCCAUAUUUGUUCCUAGCUUGCAUUGUUCCAGGUCCGCGCAAUCCAAAAAUUUUGAUUGAUGUAUACAUGCAACCUUUAAUUGACGAGUUAAAGUUAUUGUGGCAUGAAGGGAAGUUAGCUUGCCCAACUUGUAUGGAAGACACAAAAGCAUUCACGUUGAAACAUGGAGGAAAGAAUACAUGGUUUGACUGCCACCGUCGAUUCUUGCCUAUAGAUCACGAGUUUAGGAGAAAUACUAGUGCAUUUAUGAAGAACCAAACUGAUUUUGAGGAGCCACCGUCACCAUUGUCGCCAGAAGAAAUUUGGAACAAAGUUAGGUUUCUACCAAAGGUAACAAAGUCUCCAAUAUCUAAUAAGAUGCCUGGUUAUGGUGUUACGCACAAUUGGACUAAACAGAGCAUAUUUUUGGAGUUACCUUAUUGGAAGCAUAAUCUUCUUCAGCAUAAUUUGGAUGUCAUGCAUAUCGAGAAAAACUUUUUUGACAACUUGUUUAAUACAAUAAUGGAUGUCAAUAGCACAAAAGAUAACUUGAAGGCUAGGAUGGACUUAAAGGAAUAUUGUAGGCGAAGUGAGUUAUACCUGACAUACUUGAACAACAAGAUUCAGAAGCCUAAGGCCAGUUACACAUUCACUUUGGAUGAGAGAAGAGAGAUUUGUGAUUGGGUUAAGAAUUUAAGGAUGCCUGAUGAAUAUGCAUCAAACUUAUCCAAGUGUGUUGACAUGAAAGAAGGGAAGUUGACGUCUAUAAAGAGCCAUGAUUGUCACAUUUUCCUCGAAUCUUUGAUGCCUAUUGCAUUCAAAGCCUUGCCUGAUAGAAUAUGGAAACCCAUUACUGAGAUAAGUUUAUUUUUCAAGGAGUUGUGUUCUAGCACAUUAAAGGUGGGGAACUUAGCUUACAUGGAGAACAUUUGCUUAACUUUAAACAAGCUGGCGAAAAUUUUUCCUCUUGGGUUUUUUGAUGUAAUGGAACAUCUUCCAAUUCAUCUUGCACAAGAGGCACGAUUGGAGGGCCUGACUAUUGGAAAAUGUAAGCGGAUCGUAAAAAAUCGAUCCAGGAUUGAGGGAUUGAUAUGCGAGGCACAUAUGGCUAAAGAAACUUCUUUUUUCUGUUCAUAUUAUUUUGAAUAUGCUGUGCCAUGUUUGAGAAAUAGGCCAAAUCGGCAUGAUGAUGGAGGUGUUAAUGAUCCUUUGGCACCACCAUUUUCCAUAUUCAAUCAUCCAGGUAGAGGUCCGAAAACUAGUAAAAAGCGAAAUUUGACUGAGAUGGAGAAAAAAUCAGUUUGGAGAUCUUGGAUAGUUACUACCUUAGGCUUUCGGGAAGGGAAUCUUGUCACGACCCCAGUUCACCCUCCAUGA